AUGAGAAGCUCUAAGACUAUGCAUAGUACCGCAUCAUCUGUAAGACCUGUUCCCACAGCUGAAGAAGAGGAAGAGACAGAUACCGCUUUUUACAGAUAUGUUCCAAGAACAUUACAACAGGGGGGUCCAUUUUACGGCUCUGUUAGCCAAGGUAAAUUCGCAGACAGUGAUAGGGGAGGUAGUAGGAGUGGCUCAACUAAACACUUAGAUUCAGGAAGAACCGAAAAUACUGAUGAAGGGCAUGCCUACAAGACUUCACGAUUCCGGCCGCAUCAUGUCUCAACUGAUGAGUUUACUGGACCACCACACAAUCUAGCGGCAGCUUUCCAAUACGAAGAUCUUUCCAACGGUCAAGAAGGUGAUAAUGAAAGCGGUCAAUCCAAUUCUUCACAUAGCAUGCCUGAAACGGAUGCACAGUCAAGAAAUUUAAAUUCAGAUGAUAUCGAUAUCAAGAGUAUACAUGGUGAAGAUCACUACGGUAAAUUGGAGACUACACCGAUUGCAGAUAAUCAAGACAGGCUAUGGACCCAAAUUGACGCCCUCGAUGAUGUUAAAAAAUUGGCAAGUAGCAUGAACCUGUAUGAUGGUUUCCCACCGGGUUUUGAGGAACAGUUAAGUAAACUAAGAGAGGCGCAUUCCCAACUGUUAACAAUGAUGCGUGAUAGAGAUGCGCUAUUAGAAGAAGAAAGAGACAUUAAUGGAAACGAUACUGAAAGUGCUAGGGAUUUCGGAGUUAGAAUGGACAAAGCCAUGAGUAAUGGUUUUAGCCAUGUAGGAGGCCGCCCAACUGGGAACGGAGAGACAAAUAGCGUUGAUCCAAAACGUCCUGGUAGUAGUGCUAGCGCUGGCGCUGGCGCUGGCGCAGGUGCAAGCGCGAAUUCAGUUUUAGAUGCAAAUACAAGUGCAAAUGCAAAUGCAAGUGUCAGUAGCACAAAGAGUCAGAAACCUAGCAGAAGAGAGAAAAGAAGUACUGCACCUUCAAUGACCGGGAUAGAUGAAGACAAAUAUGUCCAAGAGAUGAUCGGUAUUAUCAAGCAAUUGAGGGCCUAG
Molecule: messenger RNA, 1050 nt
Organism: Zygosaccharomyces rouxii
Lineage: Eukaryota; Fungi; Ascomycota; Saccharomycetes; Saccharomycetales; Saccharomycetaceae
Exons: 1
Coding region: 1-1050 (349 amino acids)
Source: RefSeq, a predicted model, not a curated record